Molecule: messenger RNA, 456 nt
Organism: Phanerochaete carnosa HHB-10118-sp
Lineage: Eukaryota; Fungi; Basidiomycota; Agaricomycetes; Polyporales; Phanerochaetaceae
Exons: 3
Coding region: 1-456 (151 amino acids)
Source: RefSeq, a predicted model, not a curated record
AUGUCUCCCAGUGCUCACAAGCUGCAGGGCUUAAUUGGGUCUGACCAGCUUUCCAGUUAUGCGAUUUUAGGACACAAAUGGGAGGCGACUAACUUCUGCAAACCAGGCAUCUGCUUUGGAACGAACUACACCAUCCUGCACAUGGAGAUACCGGACAACCCGAGCAAGCCCUGUCUGACCUGCACCAAGCAAUGGUGUCUGAACCAGAAUCUUCCCAUUUGUGCGGGUGCCAAGAUUGGAGAUACUAACCCGGACACUGGGACAGGGAAAGAGGGGGACGUCGAGGCCCGGUGUUUCCAGCGCGAUUCGCCCAGGGACCAGCUCGUGGUGACCCUCUUCCUCCUCACCGUAUUCGGCCUGCUACUUGGCGUAGGUAUCAAGAAUAGAAUGAUCAAGGCCGGCCUCGAUACUAGCUCGCCGUGGAACGCGGGUCGGCGGUGGUGGGAGGUGCGUUGA